GAUUUCCUGUGCUGGAGGUCAGCUGCUCGCAGUCCCUCCGUCUCGCCGCCUUUCUCUCCGGCUCGGCGCCGCGUCCCCUCGCCCCGCCGGGCCCCGCGGGAGGCUGCCGCGGCCGCCCCGCCGCCCCCCGGCCCCCCUCGGAUUACAGAGUGAUGUGUAAGCCACAGGAUGCCCAGCAGCACUGGAAAGAGGUUUAAACCGACGAAAUACAUCCCUGUCUCCACGGCGGCUGCCUUACUAGUGGGUUCGACUACUUUAUUUUUUGUUUUCACUAUCGGUGGGACCAGCAAUAGAUUCGAAUCAUCUGAUAUGAAAGAUUAUUUGCUCUGCCAUAGCCAAUUUCAUAUUGACAGCAACCAACACCAAUGUUGAAGUCAAGUGACAUCAGCAUGCAGUAUCUGAGGUGCCAGUCCUCCCCCCCUUUCUUUUUUGAAGAUCAGCAAAAGAACAUAUAGGGACCUCCCUCACCUGAGAUGCACAGAGCUGGGUAAGUGGAUAUUUUUGCAUUUUUUUUUUUAAGAGCAUCCUCAGCUUCAGUCCAGCAACACCAAACUAAUAUGUUCCUCUUCUCUCCUAGGAGUAGAAAUAUGAGAUCCAACCAGAAGCCUCCCAGUGGAGACAGCCCCCUGCUCUGUUCCUCUCGACACUUUCCGUCGGUGGCAUCAUAUGCUUUAUCUCCGAGUCUCGGCGUGCCGGCUCUCUCCUGGGCCUCGGUCCGUUUGUCUGCUCUUAAACGCUUUCCCAUCUGGUUUUGGCUCCAAGCUGGAUUUCUCCUGGACCUUGAAAGCAGUGAAUAGUUUGGAAGGCAAAUGACCAAGGGGGAGCAGAAUACAGUUGAGGAGCCCUUUGCGUGAGGUUUCCAAGUCCUGAAAGCCUCUCCUCAGCGCUGGUGAUCCUCAGUUGCGUCUGUGCCCUCAGGCAGUGGAGCCCUGGUGCCCCUGGUUAACGAAAGCCAUCUCCCCAGCCAUCCCAGUGUACAAUGGGCUCGUGUUCCUGUUCGUGCUUGCAAACUUCAGCAUGGCGACUUUCAUGGACCCUGGAGUUUUCCCACGAGCAGAUGAAGAUGAAGAUAAAGACGAUGACUUCCGAGCUCCACUCUACAAGAACGUGGAGAUUAAGGGAAUCCAAGUACGGAUGAAAUGGUGUGCCACCUGCCACUUCUAUCGUCCUCCACGCUGCUCUCAUUGCAGUGUCUGUGACAACUGUGUUGAGGAUUUUGACCAUCACUGCCCAUGGGUCAACAAUUGCAUAGGACGGAGGAACUACCGCUACUUUUUUCUUUUCUUGCUGUCCUUAAGUACGCACAUGGUUGGAGUAUUCACCUUUGGGCUGAUCUUUGUAUUAAACCAUAUGGAAAAGCUGGGGGCAGCUCAUACCGCCAUCACAAUGGCUGUCAUGUGUGUGGCUGGGUUAUUCUUCAUCCCAGUCAUUGGUCUCACUGGUUUCCAUAUUGUCCUAGUGGCCCGAGGGCGCACAACCAAUGAACAGGUGACGGGUAAAUUCCGGGGGGGAGUGAACCCUUUCACCCGCGGCUGCUGCGGAAACGUGGAGCACGUGCUCUGCAGCCCCCUGGCCCCCAGGUACAUAGUUGAGCCCAAGAAAAAGCAAGCUGUGAGCGUGAAGCCUCCUUUCCUCCGACCAGACCUAUCUGAGCGGCAGAUCACCGUGAAGAUCAGUGACAACGGGAUCCAAGCCAACCUCAACCGCAGCAAGUCCAAAAUUAGCCUGGAGGGUCUGGAGGAUAAAAGUAUGGACAUGCAGCCGCCUCUCCCACCCAAAGGAGAUCCAAGCAAGUACUCUGAGCUAACAGGGCAGCUGGGGGCCAGUGAAGAAGGUGGCCUUUCGCCUAAGCUGAUCAGCCCUCCUACGCCUGCCAUGUACAAGUACCGACCGGCUUUCAGCAACAAUCCCAAAGUCCACUAUCAUGCUGCACCUGAGCAGAUCUCCAUGCAGGAUGGACACAGCCAAGGAGCUCUGAUGGAAGAGGAUGGCAGGAGCCUUGAUUACCAGUCAGAACCAAGCCUGGACAUCCCCAGCUACCGGAAGAGCUCCCUCCACAAGACCUAUCAGUCUUCCCCACUCCAGAUAGAUUCCUUUGCCAUCAAUUCCCGAUCCCUGAGCCUCAAAUCUGCUGGCAGGAGAGGGACGGACAAAGUGCCCCUUCAUCCAAUAAAGUCUGAAGGGGCAGCUUCCACCCCGUACAAAAGCAUCUUUUCCCCCAAUUCCUUGUCAAACAGAAAUGGGAGCCUGUCUUAUGACAGCUUGCUAAACCCCAUGUCGCCCUCGGGGAGGAAGUGCAUCGCCCACUCUGCGGUCGGCUCGGUCGGGUACCACUCACCGUACUUAUCUGCCAAAAUGUGCCACCUGCGGGGGAGCGAGCUGCAACGCCAACCACCGCAGAGCUUCAGCCCAGUGCUGGGGGGCCCCGCUCCGCAUCAGCGAGACCCCUCUCCAGUUCGCUAUGACAACCUUUCAAAGACCAUAAUGGCAUCCAUCCAGGAGAGGAAAGAGAUGGAAGAGAGGGAGAAACUCCUCCACUCGCACCCCGAUUCAGUGUUUGCAGACUCAGGUGUCUAUGACACCCCUAGCUCUUACAGCCUUCAGCAAGUCAGCACGCUCUCUGAAGACCCCCGCAGCAUGGCGAUGAGAUACGGAUCUAGAGACAAUCUGAUGGCUGCUACCAGUUUUAGCACAAGGAACCCUAUACUGCAGUCCUCAGUGUCUUCACUCUCCAGUGCAAUGACAAGAGCACCAAGGACUUCCACAACCUCUCUGCAAGCUGAUUUAGCCAAUAACAAUGUCCAGUCCCAUCAAGCACUACAGGGCAGGGUGAGCAACGGCUCCUACAAAUCGCCGGGCCACCAGGUCCCAUCGUCCCCCACAGGGAUGCCUAGGUCCCCCUCUUACGGAGGCCCGAAGGCUGUCUCGUUCGUAAACACUGUGGAAAUCACAGAGGUGCAGUCGGUGGGAGCACAAAGGGAUGACAUGCAGUUGAAGACACCUCACAGUAAAAUAAAUGGACAGCCAAAAGGAAUAACCAGGUUGGGUUCAACAUCAAGUUCCCAGGGGACCCCCGUCAGCCCUGCUAGACACUCAAAUGUUAAGAAGGUGUCUGGUGUUGGUGGAACAACCUAUGAGAUUUCAGUGUAAAAUAAAAUUCAAAUAAAAAUAAAGAGCCAUCCACUCAGCCAGCCAUGAAGCUAGGAGCACUGUGAGGACUCACAUAACAACAAAGAAGGAGCAGCAGCAGCAGCCGGCCACUCUCCUUUCCUUGUUCUGGGUUUGUUUUGUUUUCAUCCUUCUUGUUUGGCCAAAACCCAGCUGCAGCCUUAUUCUUGUGGGAAGGAAGCUGUCCAGUCCAUCAGACUCUUCCCGAACGGACAGGCGGGACCUGGCAACCACCGGCCACCACGACCACCGAGCGGAUCUCUUUGGUGUGAGGGAGCGACAAAGCCAUGGGGCAUCCUCUCUGUCAGACCGACCUGUUGCGUGCCAGCCAUGCUGUGAAAGAGUCUGCUUAAUCUGGGAUCAUGCUAUGUUUCCCUCACCCCUUCUCCCCCCUCCCCAAUUCUGCCGGCCUGGAAGGAGGUUGGAAGAAGUCACAGGCUCGACUGCUGCUUUCCCGCAGACACGGAGACCCAGCUCCUGCGCAGCCUGCGCCGACGAGAACCGCCGCACGCCUGGGGCCAGCAACAUCGUGCCGUGUUUGAAAGGGAGCAGGAGGAAAUCCAGCAGCGGGCUGUCGCUGCCAGCCCAGCCUCCUGCGCGGCCCCGCGGACAAGGACCCCGACGCCAGUAAGGAUCUUCCGUUCCCACCUCUUGCUCCCCUUGGGUUUCAAAGGCUUCUCUGACUCCGAAACAAAACCGAGCAGAUAAGAAAUGAAAUGUUUGGAUGGGAACAUAUUUGCAACAGCCAUCAAGCUGCUUUUCCCUUGCACCCUCCUUAUUACCUAUUGGAUUUAGGCAAUAACGUCGUUUACUGCCUUGCCCCGGUGCCGUGUGUGUAAUCCUGCCGCAAGGUUAUCAUGAUCUGUUGAAUUUACAGUGUGUGUAACUGAGCCAAGCAUAUGUCUAGAGGAUAUAAAUUUGCUGUCUGCCUAAUGACUAGCACAUUCCCUCUGGUCUUCAAUACUGUUAGGCAGAGGUGUUUUUUUCCCCCCUGAGGGAACAACUUUUUUUAAAAGAAAUCAAUCAAAUCUAUUUAACACGCUGAGGUUUCCCUUUCCUGUCUCCAGAAAGCUACAUUUACUUUGUUGGAUUUAAAGGCAACUAUUAUAAAAAACAAAAGAGAGCUACAUAAUUUUUGCCACAGAUAUCAGAACUCUGGUAAAGCGAAUUUUGGAGCAAAGGUGUUUUUUACUUUUCUCCACACCCCAUGUCUUUUUCCUUUCCAAUUACCUACCACCUCAGAAGUCAAUAGUACUGAGAUCUGGACUGACAAUAACCGGCCAGAUCCUGUGUACAGUUAAGAACUUCCUGAACGACUGUUGCCAAAGUCAGUUAAAAUGAUUACUUAUCACUGAGCCAGUUAGCAUAUGAAACCUCUGCUUCCCACCUGGUUCUCCUAGUGCACAGUUUUUACCAGAGAGCUAAAUUCAUCAUUUUUCAGGAUAUUUGUUUCAAGGCGUUGAAUCCUUUUCAGUCCUUGACUAUAAUGGAGAGAUCUCCAGAUGUUAGGUAGCAAUUCAGAACGCGUUGGUAAUACCUUACUUGUUUUCAUGAGUGUUGAGAUUAAUUAUACCAGAAGGCACAUAUCAACCUCAGUUUUUCCUGGUUAAAAUUUACCUUUUGACGCGAUAAAUCUUGGCAUCUGCUGCAAUACCUGCUUGUUAUGUCGCUUGUAUAUGACAUCAUUUUUGGAAAGGAAGGUUAUAGACAACAUAAGGAAGAUAAUCCUCUGUCUGCGUAAUUCUCAGUACUGUCUGAAGGGAGAGACCCGGAGAGCAGUGCAGCUGAAACGGGCCAAUAGUUAUGACAGAGUCAACUUGAAAUCAAUGUGCAUUUUAUGGCCUUGGCAUUUUUUAAAUGCCUACUGUAGGGACAUUGCAGCGCAGGGAAGCAAUAGUCCUUCUAUGCAGAUCCAUUCACUUGCAUGUGGAAUAUUGUCUGUAGUUAGAGACCUGAUAGGACCAGAAAGAUGCUGGCAAACUUGAUCAGGUACAGAGGGAGCAAUAUAUAUUAAAAGACUGGACAGGCUGGUUUAUGAGAUUUAAAGGGCUAAAAAGAUGUCACUGGCUAAGCAAUGAAGUGGAAAAUGAGUAUGACAAUUUUACAAAUAUUUUAGUUAAAAGAAAAAAGCAAAGGAAAAUCAAAUGAUUGUCACUGAUUACAAAUGGGCUACAUUUAGAAAGGGGGGGAAAUGUUGCACCUAGGAGGGGAAAGGGCAGUAGAAUAGUCUUCCAAGGCAGAGUAUUGGAGACUAACUAUUUAGGGCAGUUGAACUAUAUUUGGGCAAAUCAUUAAAAAUUUUUCAGCCAGAGGUAAGCUUGCAGGGGCAAGGGGCUAGACCAAAUGGCCUUAUAGUUUUCUUCCAUCUUUAACUGUUAUUAGUCUGCAAUUCCACCCUGAUGCUAACUCCUCAGGAAGGUGCAGUACUUCUUCAAGGACUGGAAUUCACUCUGGUGCGUAGAGUAACACAAGACUUGCCUGUUUUAAAGUGUCAUGUAUGCCAUCUGUAAGCCCUCCAAAAGAGGGGAGAGGUGACAUACUGAAUUUGGGCUAGUGAUCUAGACAAGGGCACAUUUUAUCAUGUAUCUUUGAAUGCGUGCAUGAAAUUCAUGCAAGCAAGACUGAAAAUUUGCACCAAUGUAAUAUUUGAGAUUUGCAUCCCAGUGAUGCUCCACUUUGAUCUUUCUUUCUCCUGCAGUUAUAAAAGAAAAAGCUACUGAAGAACUUGAAGGGCCAAAGAGCCUUUGAAGUUAACUACGUUAGUUCACAAGAGAAGAAUUUCUCAGUAAGACUAAACACAGUACUGUGUGUAUAAAGCACGAAUAUCCAGGGUUGUUUUGACAUAGUUCACAAGGGGCAGGGGAGGAAGAAACGAGUGCACUGUGUCAUUACAGGUUCAGAGAUAAGAAUUAUAUAUUUUGUGAGUAGUUUUGCCCACAGUUGAAACACAUCCAAUAUGGUAAUAGGUUUACAAUGGUACCAAAGUCUUUUUUUUUCCUUUGAUUUUUGCAUAUAAUUCAGUGCACAUAGCCUAGAGUAAAUUAUUCAAACCUUCUGAAAGAAUAAUCUAAGCAGAGCUGUUAACAGGAGAUUGCAUGCGGCAAAUCCGGCCUCAUUUCCACCUCAGGCCCCAAACCUCCAGCUGGAUCCUCAUGAGCGUAAGUGUCUGCGUCCAUCGCUCCCAUCGCGGGCCUGGCGACUUGCUUAUUGCUGCGAACUUUGGAGCAGAGUCUGGCCCAUGAUAUAGUUCUUCAAGCAGUUUAGAAACAAGCAGCAAAGUUCUUUUUCUACCCAGAAAGUCUCAGUUGUUACAGACACUACAGGCCAAAUCUUCAGCUGGUGUAAAUUGGUGCGGCUCCGCCAAAGCUGGUUUAAGUGAUGCUAAUUUCCAGGAGGUGGGGAUCAGGCAUGAAAAUCCAGUGCAAGUUAACACAUCUUGUAAAGUAGCUUCUUUAUUUUUGUCAUGUUUAUUUCAUGUUUCGGAAGUCUUAAAUCUUUUCAACGUGUUUUUAUUUUUAGCUGUGGAUUGUAUUACUUAUUUAAAAAACAGCAAUAGUUUUUGUUUAGUUUAUGCAUCAUUUUUCAUUGCAUAUCGCAUUUUAUUAGCCGUUCAUUGCCUGUUCAUACACUCCCAUUUAGCCUCCAGGUUUUCACUGUAGUACGAUCUGCUUUGAAAAGUUGGAGCUCUGUAUCUUUAGUUGUAUAAUAUAUUGAGUAUUACGAAAUUAAAUGUACUUUACUACAUGGGUGGGACAGAGAGGAAAUAUUUUUACUUGAAGCCUUAAUAUUUUCUUUUUUUACUACAUUGUUGACCUCAUAGGAAAGUCUGAAUAGCAAUGACUUUGGAACUCUGGGCCAAGUACUGCACUGAUAUACAACCAGCGUUUGGCCCCCUAUGUCAAAACUGGAUGCAGACAUAAUCCGAGGUGAACAAGGGAAAAAGCCUCAGGGUGGCAUAUUUUCCUGAAGAUCGUUGAUUCAAUCUCAAAGAUGUGUCUGUAAGCAAGUAUAUUAAAGAAGUCUUCAAGUCCUGAAUCUUUAAGAAAGGUGAUACCAGGAACUGCCCAAAUAUCUUACCUUUGCAUUUUCUUUUUGAAUUAAAAAACAGAACAAAACAAAUGUAAUUAGUUUGGUUAAAGUCAGCUCUAAGGGCUGCACAGAGCUAUGUGCCAGUAGCCAUGUGCAGCGAAUGACCUGUGUUGUGUUGCUGUUCUAAAAAUGCUAACCAAGUGUUACGUUUUGUCGACUUGGCCUGAGAUAAUCACCUCACGGGCGUUGUAAUGGACAUUUCUCAGAUGAUGCCUAUUCUACUAUAAGCCUAAUGUGGAAAUUGCAAUGUGGUUUUCUUUGGACUGUAUUUGUGGUCCGGACUAUAUAUAUAUGUAUAUAUAUAUGUAUGUAUGUGUGUGUGUAUAUAUAUACAUAUACAUAUAUAUAUAUUCAAUUUCUUUUUUUCAUGUGGGAAAGAUGGGGUCAAGGUCACUGUCUCUCAGACAGCUUGGAAAGUUAAUGUCGAGACGUUUUUAUGGUCUGUAUUUCACCUGUUCUGCCACCUUGAAUUGUUGGAAUGUAUCCGUGCAGGCUUUGUGGAGCUCUGUCUGUAACCUUUUUUGUGGCUCUCGUAAUACAUAUAUAUUUUUUAAA
Molecule: messenger RNA, 7812 nt
Organism: Dromaius novaehollandiae (emu)
Lineage: Eukaryota; Metazoa; Chordata; Aves; Casuariiformes; Dromaiidae
Gene: ZDHHC8
Product: zinc finger DHHC-type palmitoyltransferase 8
Exons: 13
Coding region: 1018-3150 (710 amino acids)
Biological process (GO): protein palmitoylation
Cellular component (GO): Golgi apparatus
Molecular function (GO): palmitoyltransferase activity
Source: RefSeq, a predicted model, not a curated record